GCUAGCUGGAUCGUCGGCUGCCACUUUCAACGACAGUAACCACGAAGACGCCAUGACGCGAUCAUCGCUUCCACUCUGGACUCGGUGCUCCAAGUUCUGUCUAGUCGCUGCGCUCUUCCUUGUCUUGACAGCAGCACAGCAAUGCCAUGGAGCCUACUAUGGGAAGCUGAUAGGAAGACUCUCUGAACUUCAUCACAAGGUUAGCGGUGAGGUUUAUGCAGUGGACGGAAGGACUCUCUAUAUCAAGGACUUUACCUACGACGGCGAAGGACCAGCCGCCUUCUUCUAUGCUGGAAACUCUAAGAAUCCCAAUGGCAAUGGGUUCAGGGUUCGCGAUGAACAUGGAACGACCAAUGUUCUCAAGCGGUACCGUAAAAAGGACAUAACCCUGACGUUGCCAGAGGGCAAGACCUUGAACAACAUUAAAUGGUUCUCAGUAUGGUGCGAUGAAUUCUCCGUGAAUUUCGGCGACGUGAAGAUCCCACGUGGCUUUGAUUACCCGCGACCUCAGAAAUUGGCUGCAUUGAACGGGGUCCACGGUGUCAGCUCAGAACCUGUGGUCGUCGUCGACGCUCAAACUUUGCUAAUUCCUGGAUUCAGCUACGACGGCGAAGCUCCUGACGCUAAAUUCUGGGUGGGUCCUGGACCAUCACCCACCCCUCAGGGAAUAAGAGUUCCCGACGAGAAUGGAAAAGUAGUUCCGUUACGUCGAUACGACAGGAAGACCAUUGUACUGACCUUACCCGAUGACCUUACCAUUCACCAGCUUGGACAUUUUGGCGUCUGGUGCGAAGCUUUCACUGUCGACUUUGGCCACGUGAAAAUUCCUCAGGGCUUGAACGUACCACCGUCGCUCAAGAUGCUUGGAGUUUCUCCUCAGUCCAAGCUCAAUUGCGAAGUUCUCGAGGACAAUCUGGCAUUCGAGGUGCGUUGGGCCGUCGCCGGAGACAGCAUAGUCAUUCAACUUGUCGGAAAACUCGAUGCUGGAAAAUACAUGUCCUUCGGACUGUCGCCGAAUACCGAAAGAAGUAUUAUGGUCGGUGGUGACGUUGUUGUCGCUUGGGUGGACAAACAGACUCUUCAGGGCUACGCCGUCGACUACUUCCUGGACGCGAAAUCACAAUGUUCCGGUGGACGCGGCAGCUGUCCCGACACUCGUAUACAGGAAAACACAAAUUCCGUACGUCUUCUGAAUGCAGCCAUGGUGAACGGCUACAGUAUAGUGACAUAUCAGAGACCCUUGAAGGCUAGUGACGAACUGGAUCAACGAGUCCGGACAAAUGGAUCGCAAGCUAUAAUCUGGGCUAUUGGUCCAUUAAAUGAGAGGAAUGAAGUUAGUUUUCAUAGUGAUUAUCUAAAGACAACCAAGCUUAUUGAAUUUGGAAGACCUCCAGCAUGGAACUGUCCAAUGCCUGAUCAGGAUCAGGAUCAAGAUCAUAAAUAUAACGAUAACGAAGAGAGAGAGAGUAAUGCUGAGACUCAUGCUGUAACUACCAGACCCCGUAAUAAACCAGCUACACCUGCUCCAGCAUCAAAGAAGGACGCUUGGUUUAUUCCACCAAUAGAGUGCGAUGAACCAGAAGAUGGCGUCUUGUAUGCCCAGCUAGGGCCCACUGGCGGUAAACAUGGCUACCCAGCGAUUACAGGUCACGUUGGCUGGGGAAUAUCAUGGUACAUAAAUGGUCUUUUGAUACCUGAGAUUAACGUAGUUCGAGGCAAGCAAUACACUUUUGUGGUCGAGGCUGGCUUAGAUCCGAAUAUUCCAGCACGUUAUCAUCCUUUCUAUAUUACUGAUGACCCGGUCGGUGGUUAUCAGCACAAAACUCCAGAAGAAAAGAAAGCUGUCAGAAUCUUCGCUGGGGUACGUCGUGAAAGAGGAGCAGUAAUACCAACAGGUGUAGGCCGUUAUUGUAAUUGGGUACCAGAUCAAGAUAAAGAAGCCGAUGAUUUCGGCUCGUUCGGUGCUUAUCAGCGAACUCUGACCUUGAUGUGCGAUCACGGUGCUCCUGGAAUCAUCCAGUGGACUCCCGAUAAGGAUACCCCCGAUACAGUUUACUACCAGUGCUUCACCCAUCGUUACCUUGGCUGGAAGAUCAACGUGCACGAUAGCUGCGACAGGAGUUCCAGUUCAGCCAGCGAGAUCAGCGAAGUCUACUCGGCGCCAGAUGCACAGGAAUCGGAUGACCUUGCUGAAGGAGCUAGCAUUCGUGUCUCGAGCAAGGUAACCCCCGGGCCCGAGUUCUUCGAGCAGCACCGGGAGUACAGUCCUCUACGUCGUCCCCCCGCAGUGACUAACCCUAGCCAAGGCAAACUAAGCUCCCAUACGCAACUAACCCGCUCGAACGUGCCGUACCUUCACAACUCAUACGACCGCUUUCAAUCGUUUGAAGAUCACGGGCAGAGGUCAGCCUACUCGCCGUCUGUCAUCACGCACGAGAGUCACAAGCACUCCCAAACGCUUCUAAUGCCUAACGAGGAAAGAUAUACGUACUUGAUGGCUCCGGAGAACGACCCAGGAAAUCAUACUCCGGCUGGCUAUAGAGAAUACGAUCAGGAGGAAUCUAAGCAAUCUAACCAGCAAUCUAAACUCGUUCCAGAUUCACGACCGAUCAUGAGCUACGGAGUGAAAUACUCGUAUCCCCAGGGACCUCCAACGUUAUAUAACAGAGCACCUCAACGAGCGAGUCAUCAAAAGCCUGCGCAGUUGAUGUUAAUGAUGAGGAGGCCUCUACAGAAACGUCGUCCCGUUCAACAGUCAUCCAGUCACCCUGGCUCGACGAUUCCGUUCACCGCGUUAACGGGUAAUAAUUAUGCCGAUUGGAAAAAACCGAUCUACCGUGGUACGCCUACACUCCAAGGACCCGUUGGUAAGACUAAACUCAUCAAGAUGGAGAACAAGCAGAGAGGAAAGAUGGAGGCGAAGAUAUCUCAGGUUGAUCGAAUGCAGUUUGAAGAACCCACCAUUUCUUCCCAAUCUUCCUCUAUGCUAAGUGCAGUUAAUUACGAGAAGCAGUCUCUAGCCAGGAACACAGGAUUCAAACCGGAAUCCAUUGUUGUGGAGGGAGGCUUCAAGCCGAUAAUCACGAAGUUGGAUAUCGCUCAAGAUAGAAAUACGGAACCACGUGAGGAUGACAGCUUUCCAGACAGCUUAGAGUAUCGACUUUUAGACAAUUUUGAACCUAUGUUCAUACCAUCGCCACCGGAUCGUAAUAGGAAUAAAAAAUUAAAGAAGAAGUCUCAGAUUCCACGAAAUAAGCCUCGACUGGAUGAAAUUGAUGACAUGGAAAUGGCUGCCGAUCGAUUGGAUUCCUAUUACUUACCACCAGCUGGAAUUGCUACUUCUAGAAUCGAUGAUCUUCCUGUUGGUACUUUGGUUACCUAUGAUGGUAAACAGGUUCAGGAUAUGAACCUCGCUAAAUCUAUACCGAGAGUCAAUGAACGUCCCAAAACUAGACUGUCGUCAGAUGUCCUCAGCAGGACACCACAGUUUGGUAGAUUCAAAGGAGAACUCCCACCACCUAUACCUGGUGACGUACGACCUGAGAAUAUUCCCCAGCUGAAUCCUGAACACUCCGAGAGACAAAUUGUACACGAUGAACUAUCUAUACCAAUGUAUUCGCCGCAGCCACGUAAAACCGGAAACACUAAAUUGACUCUGGUAGAAAGGGCUAAGAGGUCACCUCAAGAAGGUCUCGGAUUACACGACAACACUACAUACAAUCAUACGAAUACAAAUCAUAAUGAACACGGUCAUGAUCACACACUCUCGACCCUAGCUAGCACUGGAGACACGGUCCUUGCCAAUAUCGGAUAUAUUAUAUUGACAGCUGUUUUUUAUAUUAUCAUUUGAUCGGUAUGUAUAUUUAAAAAAAAAAACAAUUAUCGAUUCAUAAUUAAACUUAAUCCUUCUGAUGAGUAUUAUUCGUAUAAAUGGUCAGACCAGUUGCUAAUCUCGCUGCUUUCAAUUGUCGUGUUCACGUCAGUGGUGUAUUGCAGUAUGUAUAUCAAAUUCACUAACGAUAAUCCUUAGAGAACAGUAAGAGAAAUGAAAGAGUAUAAUACUCUCAUGCACAAACGAGUAUUGCACUCAUUGUAUCACAAGCUAUUCAUUCCCUUUGUGAGACGUCACAAGUUAUUUAUCUGCCUAGAAUAUGUACCUAUCAGUACUCUCUUUAGCUUUAUAGAACUCUCGCGCAAACGAAGGUGCCCAAGUACCGAAUACUAACUAGGAUACUACUAAUCCAUAAUUAUUGCAUACAAUGCAUAUCUUUAAGUGAUAUUAUCCUGGGAAGUCUUAUUUCAUUAACCAGGUACUAUCGUACACAUAGAGUCCAUGUAGGGGUAUAAUUGGGCGCGUACAAAUCAUGCAAAGUAACGUUAAAUUGUAACACCAGAUUGUUAAGUUUGCCGACAUAAUUGUACAUAGGUUUAAAUGCUUGUUAAUAAAGAAACCUUUUCAGGAA
Molecule: messenger RNA, 4463 nt
Organism: Cephus cinctus (wheat stem sawfly)
Lineage: Eukaryota; Metazoa; Arthropoda; Insecta; Hymenoptera; Cephidae
Gene: Skeletor
Product: protein Skeletor, isoforms B/C
Exons: 13
Coding region: 53-3850 (1265 amino acids)
Source: RefSeq, a predicted model, not a curated record